CAAAAGAGCUACCAACGGAGACAGAGGAACGUACGUGUGCUCGAGAGUUUCGCAGGUUUCGCGGUCGCCCGAAGCCGGCCAAGCAGUUUAACGGCGAGUGUGUUGAGGAGUCGAACGUGUGCGGACGUUUCGUGUGAUAGAACUGACCGCGUUGCCAGCAGCCUGGCUCAUCGCGUAGUGCAUAGUGAAGCGACGGGAUGACGGGCUCGACGAGUUUGAGACCCGUCUACGUGGUGGGCCUCAUCCUCGCGAUUCUCGCCGUAUCCUUGCACGGUGUGCAAGGGGAAGAUGAGCAGCAGACAGUGCCGUCCGAGGUUCAAUGUCGGCCGUACAUCGAGAAAGCUCUGAAAGAUCUCGGAACAGGACCUCCCGAGCAGAGCAGCGCAGAGGAUGGUCCGGGCAGCGAGGAGGAUGUCGGCCAUGAGGAGCAACAAGAGCCUCGAUCACAAGAAAGUCAAGAAGUCGACGAAAGGGCAGAGGACGAUGCCGAAGGUCCAUCUGCCGAGGCGAGCACGGAAACUGACACUGUCGUUCAGGACGACGACGCUGUGAGUGCCGAAGAACAAAAGGACGAAAGUAACGAAACACAGGAGCAUGAGGCCGACGAUGAUUCUGCACAGGAAGCCGAACAGGACGAAAGUGAUACGACCGAUUCGAAGGAAGGCGACGACGCCGAUGAGAAACCAGACUCGAGCGAGGACGCGACCACCGAGGCAACCGAUGAAGCCAACGAGGACGGAGGAGAUUCCGGAGAGAAGGAGGCAGAUUCGGGAGGCAAGGGCGAAGAGUCGAGUGAAAAGGAUCGAGAUUCCGGGGAAGACGGCGGCGAGGCCGUAGAAGAGAACGAGGAAUCAGUCGAGCAGGAGGAAGUUUCCGCUGAAAGGGAAUCAGCGGAAGCUGUGACCUCGCAAGACGACAACGAAGACGAGGCGAAGGCCGAUGAGUCCGAAGAGGCGCAGGAAGGAUCCGAAGCUGCUGACAAAUCUGCAGAAGACGACGAUCCAACGGGAGAGGCUGAUUCCGCGAACGCCGAAAACUCCGCCGAGGCAGCCGGCAGCAAAGAGGAAACCGAGGACGAAGACUCAAAGGCCGAGGACGGGGAUGCCGAAGACGGCGCUAGUCAAGAGGCCGGUGACGCUCAACCGGAAGGAAAGUCUGGCGAAGACGAAGCCGCCGAUUCCGGCGAAGCGUUAACCAGCGACGGAGAAGAAAGCAGAGAGGCCGAGAAAGAGGACGAGUCGCCGGAAGCGGAACAGCCUGAGGAAUCGAAAGAGCAAGCGGACGCCGAGGAAUCACAGGAGGAGCCAGAGGCUGCGGAGAAAACUGACAGUGCGGAAGAGGAGAAAGAAACGAGUCAGGAAACCGCCGAAGCUGAUGACAAAGACAGUCGAGAAGCAGAGGGUGAAACUCCAUCCGAAGAGCAAGAUAGCUCCAAGGCGGACGAAGCUGCCAGUAAGGAAGCCUCGGCUGAGGAUGAAGAACCCCUCGCAAGAUCCAGACGAGAAACUGGCCAGGACGAUGACGCGACUGAGGAGGAUGAUAAGAAGGACGAGUCCGGGGAAGAUGAGAAAAGCGAGGGUGAAGGCGACUCUGGAGAAGGUGCCGACGAGAGCCAAGAGGCAGCUCCCACUCCCGAGGAAGACUUGAUCCAGGAAAUUGAAAUACCGGAAAAUCUUAGGCCACGCGAUCACAUAAAUCAGUUGCUGAGACUAGAUGUCGAGAAUGAAGAGAGGGAAAGAGCCAUUCAGAAAGCGGCUGAGGUCAUUCUGAAGGAUUUGAAAAGAUUGUACGACACAGCUAUCCAACCUUUGGAAACUUUAUACAAAUACAGAGAUCUCAGCAACAGACACUUUGGUGACCCAGAAAUAUUCUCCAAACCUUUGGUACUAUUCAUGGGUCCAUGGAGCGGAGGAAAGUCUUCGAUCAUAAAUUAUCUUUUGGAUAAUGAGUACACGCCUCACGCCCUCAGGACAGGAGCUGAGCCUUCUCCGGCCUAUUUCAACAUCGUCAUGCACGGAGAAGAAACGGAAGUGCUCGAUGGUACGCAGCUUGCAGCAGACUGGACGUUCUCAGGUCUGCAGAAGUUUGGUCAAGGAAUGCUUGAUCGUUUGCGAGGAUUGAAAAUGAACAACAAACUACUUGAACGGGUAAAUAUCGUUGAGAUCCCAGGAAUUUUGGAAAUUCGUAAGCAAGUGCAACGUCUAUUUCCAUUCAACGAUGCCUGCCAGUGGUUUAUCGAUCGAGCGGACAUCAUUUUCCUCGUUUACGAUCCGGCUAAACUUGAUGUUGGACCGGAAACUGAAGCGAUUCUAGACCAGCUUAAAGGUCGCGAGUAUCAGACGCGAAUUAUUCUCAACAAAGCUGACCAAGUUAAACCCGAAGAACUGAUGAGAGUUCAGGGAGCUUUGAUUUGGAACAUUUCGCCAUUGAUGUCAAGUGCCGAACCUCCGAUAAUGUACUCGACGUCUCUGUGGUCCAUGCCCUACGAAGCUGGCGCUCCCACCAGGCUACUUUAUGCACAGGAACGCGCUUUCCUUCGGGAUUUACGUUCGGCCAUUGACAAACGAGUCGAGCACAAAAUCGCGAGCGCUCGAAGAUUUGCGGUGCGCGUUCGUAAUCAUGCAAAAAUGGUCGACUGUUAUUUAACGACGUAUUACAAUCACAAGACGUUCUUCGGCAACAAGAAGGAGAUAAGCGACAAGAUAAUCGAGAAUCCGCAGGAUUAUCACAUUUACGAGGGUCUGAGUACAUUGACGAACAUAUCGCGUUACGAUCUUCCGGAUCCGGACGUAUAUCGGGACUUUUUCCGUUUGAAUGCGUUGUACGAGUUCCAACCGUUGAGUUCGACGUGCACAUACUUCCGGGGUUGUCCGAUAAACAGGCUUGACGUUGCGAUAGCCUACGAUUUACCGGAGCUCGUUGGAACGUACAAAAAAUCGGUCGAAGCUGCGAUGCACGAGAACGAUGAGAAGUCCGCGAGUUGAGGCGCGAUCGGUGCGACCUGAACAAUUUUCUGCGAGGAUAUCGCGACUGAAGAAUCAAAAGAAAUUUUAAAUCAAUAAUAAACGAGCGAAAACCCGAGAAUUCACCAGCGAAAGAAUUUUUUUUCGGGCCAUAUUCCAGCGACCUACGCUCGAUCAAAAUCGGCUGGAUUUCAUUAUUGGUUAUUUAUUGAAGAACACGAAAAUGCACGCGGUGCGAACAACGCGAAAUAAGAUACUGCAAACAGAUCGAGAAAAACUCGUUGAUUUGAGAGCGGAAUCGUUCACGUUGCCGAUCGCCUAGCUGCGGGCAGCCAGGAAAUUUACAUUAAUCGAGAUGAAACUUUACAACACAAAAAAAACGCGAUGCACAACAAAUAAAAAGCAGGAACCCUAUAAAAUAGUUGUAAAUUUUCGAAAAACCCGAAAAAUAUGUUUACCGCAGAUUUUUCUCCACAAGGAGAGCCAAGUUGGAUUUUUUCUGUUUUUCUUUUUUUUUUUUCAAUACUAAAUUUAUUCCAUUUUUAUUGGGGAUUUUAAAAUCAGAAAAGAUUGAGAGAUUGAUAAGAAAGAAAAAAAUCGAAGUAUUGUAAAAAAUGACGGAAUCAUGAAAAACAACAACAACAGUAAACAUUAAGUAACAUUUUAGCUUGCAUAAAAUUUUCUUUGCCUAUGAUAUGCAUUUUUUGUAUAGCGAAUAAUUUAUUUGAGUCCCGAGAUAUCGUUGAAAAUUGCUGAUCGCAAUAUUCAUAUUCGUUCGAAUGAUUCUCGUCAUAAAUAUACCUCACGUUCAUCCAAAUAUCAUUGUACACGUUAUGGUUAUUUAUUGGUUCGAUUUUUAGAAAGAGUGGACUAAAAGAAUGGCGAUCCGGUAAUAGCGAGAAGAAAUGAAUGAUUCAAGGGUCUUUAUUAUUCGCCUGAAAAAUAAAGAAAUCGACACAAUUCUGGAUCGUAUAUUAAAGCACCUUCGACAUUACGAUUAUAAUUAUCAUUACCAUUAAUAAUCCACUCUGUCCGGCCAAUGUGUCGUAUUUUAAUACGUAAGAGAUUAAUAAAGUUUGGACGUUGAAAAAGAACGAAAUACAUAAGUAAAAGGGGGAAAUAAAUAAAUAAAUACGAAUAAAAUAGAAUAAAAAAUACGUAAGUACCGUGCACUGCUUAGGAUAAAUAGAUAGGAUUAUACUCAUGAUUAUUCUAGUGUUUGGUUAAUCAUUAGGAAAUUACACUGUAUUUUUCAAAAAAUAAGAUCGUGUGCUGUGAAUGAAAAAAAAAGAAAGAAAAACAAAAGAGAAACGUGAAAGAAUUCUACCCCUCAGUUUUACUGUA
Messenger RNA from Venturia canescens, 4307 nucleotides. RefSeq lists its product as uncharacterized. Gene Ontology annotation, molecular function: GTP binding. The record is from RefSeq and is a predicted model, not a curated record. NCBI's taxonomy places the organism in Eukaryota, Metazoa, Arthropoda, Insecta, Hymenoptera, Ichneumonidae. Bases 198 to 2984 code for a protein of 928 amino acids. The transcript is spliced from 11 exons.